Oryza brachyantha (malo sina) is the source of this 1017-nucleotide messenger RNA. RefSeq names its product ribosomal L1 domain-containing protein 1-like. Bases 79 to 801 code for a protein of 240 amino acids. The record is from RefSeq and is a predicted model, not a curated record. Lineage: Eukaryota; Viridiplantae; Streptophyta; Magnoliopsida; Poales; Poaceae. The transcript has a single exon.
GUAGGUACAAACCCUAAACCCCACGACUCGGCUAUUAUCUCCGUUCCCAAACACCCGCCGCCGCCCCCGCCGCCACUGAUGGAGUCCGCGGCCGCCAACCGCGUUCGCCGCGAGGACGUGGCCCGCGCGGUGGCGGCGCUCCUCCGGUGGCUCCAGCAUCACCCCACCCCUGCGCCGGAGCCCAUCUACCUGCUCGUCACCCUCAAGCGCGCGCCCGUCCGCCGCUUCGAGCACACCCUCCGCCUCCCGCGCUCGCCGUUCCCGUCCAUCUCCCUCGUCUCCGACCGCCUCCCGGCGGAGCUGCCCGACGACAUCGACCCGCUCCCCGCGUCCGCGCUCGGGUCGCUCCCCGCCGCCGCGCGCCGCGGCCUGGUGCUCGUGGACCGCCGCCUCAGGUUCCCGAGCGCAGGCAAGGCUGCGGCCAAGGGCCGGGUCGUGCCCGUCGACCUCGCCGACCCGGCGUGGGCGGAGUCCGCGAGGGAGGCGGCGCUCCGCGUGGAGCUGCGGGUGGAGGGAGGCACGUGCCGCGCCGUGCGGGUGGGCCACGCGGCGAUGGCGCAGGAGGAGGCGGUGGAGAACUUGGUGGCCGCCGUGGAGGCGGCCGCGGCGUGCGUGCCGAGGAAGUGGAGGAACGUGCGGGCGCUGCACGUCAAGGCGCCCGAGUCGAUCGCGCUGCCGCUGUACUCCUCAAUCGGCACCGGCGACGACGGCAAGGCGGAAGAAGCGAAGCGGAAGGGCGUGGCGGUGGAGGAGCAGGGGAUUGUGAAGAAGAGUAAGAAGAUUAGCAGUGCAGGGCGGUGAUUGGUUUAGUUGUAAUACUUGAAUGAUUAAUUUCUCGUGCAGUUCGGUGCCUAAUCGAUCGCCACGAGCAAAACGAUUCUGUUCUUUUUUUUUUCUUGUCUUGCAGUUGUACAACCAUACUUUUUUAACUUAAUGCAAAACUAUAGUGUUUAUUCAUGUUUAAGUUGAAUUAUCCUGAAAGAAUCGGCGUUCCAUUCCUGGCAAAAAGCAGCUAUC